Molecule: messenger RNA, 174 nt
Organism: Arabidopsis thaliana (thale cress)
Lineage: Eukaryota; Viridiplantae; Streptophyta; Magnoliopsida; Brassicales; Brassicaceae
Product: Defensin-like (DEFL) family protein
Exons: 2
Coding region: 1-174 (57 amino acids)
Source: RefSeq, marked reviewed
AUGCUCAGAUUUGUUUUGGUCUAUAUCCCUGUUUCGGUUGUAUCACACACACUUUGCAUAUCUCUAUUCAUUAUCUGCUCAACACGUCACACGUGCUUCUCAAAAAGAUAUACAUGUUUGUUGAACAUUUGUUUUUGUUUUUUUAUUUCCUCCAGAAUUAGAAACUAUUUCUAA